CACUGUAGACUCCCUAGCUAGCUAUUGUAAGGACUAGCCAGUUUCUCUCCCCUUCCCUCCCUCUACUAGACUGGUGGCUUACAGGGUGCCUUGAAAUGGUUUGUCUUGCAUUUGAACCUUCGAUAAUUCACAAAAAGCAAUGAAUUUGCUUCGUAUAUUAUCAAUUAAAAUAUGCAAAAUUCGAAGCUUGUGCUAAGAAGUUUCCUUCUGGGAUGCAGCACCACCGCCAAGAAGAAGUCGUUUUCCUAUACCAUCUUCAGCAAUAAAAACAACCACCCUUUAUUUAGUUUGCUUUUGUUUCUACAUAAUUCUAAUGAAACCAGCUUUUUAGUGACCAAAAGGCGUGGUUUUUGUGGGUAUGCAGUAGAGCAGUUCUCUGAUGACGAGUACGAGUGUGAUUUUGAAAACCACAAGGCUUCGUCGUCUGUGGCCAAUGUUGAUGAGUGGAAAUGGAAGCUCAGCUUGCUAUUGCGCAGUGAAACAGACCAAGAGAUUGUUUCUAGAGAUAGAAAAGACAGGAGAGACUAUGAGCAGAUUUCAAAUCUUGCUGGAAGGAUGGGACUUUAUAGUGAACUAUAUGGAAAAGUGGUUGUUGCAAGCAAGGUUCCUCUACCUAACUACAGGCCUGAUUUGGAUGAUAAGCGGCCACAAAGGGAGGUGGUUAUCCCACUAAGUUUGCAAAGGAGGGUUGAGGGUUUACUUCAGGAGCAUCUUGAUAGAACUCAACUAAGUGCUGGAAAAGUUGGUGGUAAUGCAGAUGACGCGUCCAUCAAUCAGAUUGAAGAUACGAGUCCAGAUGAGAAUCCAGAUUCAUUUCUAGACCGCUCUGUGAUGGAAAGGGUUCUUCAGAGGAGGAGUUUGCGAAUGCGUAACAUGCAAAGAGCUUGGCGGGAAUCACUUGAGGGCAGAAAAAUGAUGGACUUUAGGAAAUCUCUACCUUCUUUCCAGGAAAAGGAGAAGUUACUCCAAGCAAUAGCAAGGAAUCAGGUCAUUGUAAUAUCUGGAGAGACUGGAUGUGGGAAAACCACUCAACUUCCUCAAUAUAUUCUGGAGUCAGAAAUAGAAUCUGGGCGUGGAGCAUUCUGUAGCAUAAUUUGCACUCAGCCUCGAAGAAUAUCUGCUAUGGCUGUUGCAGAUAGAGUGUCUGCGGAGAGAGGAGAGCCUCUUGGUGAAGCAGUUGGUUAUAAAGUCCGACUAGAGGGUGUGAAAGGAAGAAACACACAUCUGCUUUUUUGUACCAGUGGAAUUUUACUUCGACGCCUGUUAAGUGACCGCAACUUGAAUGGCAUAACCCAUGUUUUCGUCGAUGAAAUUCAUGAGCGAGGCAUGAAUGAAGACUUCCUAUUGAUUGUGCUCAAGGAUCUUCUUUCACGUCGUCGGGACUUGAGAUUGAUUUUAAUGAGUGCCACUUUGAAUGCGGAACUCUUUUCCAAUUAUUUUGGAGGAGCACCAACUAUUCAUAUUCCAGGCUUUACAUAUCCAGUGAGGGCACAUUUUUUAGAAGAUGUACUGGAAAUGACCGGAUAUAAGUUGACUUCUUUCAAUCAAAUUGAUGAUUAUGGCCAAGAGAAAAUGUGGAAAACACAGAGGCAACUGGCACCACGAAAAAGGAAAAACCAGAUCACUACUCUCGUUGAGGAUGCUCUUACUAAUUCAAGUUUUGACAAUUAUAGUUCCAGAGCACGUGACUCUCUGGCACGCUGGAUGCCUGAUUGCAUAGGAUUUAACCUUAUUGAAGCAGUUUUGUGCCAUAUAUGUCGGAAGGAACGACCAGGUGCUGUCUUAGUUUUCAUGACUGGCUGGGAGGAUAUUAGCUGUUUGAGGGAUCAACUUAAAGCACAUCCUCUCCUGGGUGAUCCUAACAGAAUUCUGCUUCUAACUUGCCAUGGUUCUAUGGCAACCUCAGAACAGAAACUGAUUUUUGAGAAACCUCCUCCUAAUGUACAUAAAAUAGUUCUUGCAACCAAUAUGGCAGAGGCAAGCAUUACAAUCAAUGAUGUAGUUUUUGUCAUUGAUUGUGGGAAGGCAAAAGAAACCACUUAUGAUGCUUUAAACAACACACCUUGUCUGCUACCUUCUUGGAUAUCAAAAGCAUCUGCUCGACAAAGAAGGGGUAGGGCUGGCCGAGUGCAGCCAGGCGAAUGUUACCACCUAUACCCAAGAUGUGUAUAUGAAGCCUUUGCUGAAUAUCAACUUCCUGAACUUUUGAGGACUCCCCUGAACUCUCUUUGCUUGCAAAUAAAGAGUUUGCAGGUUGGAAGCAUAGGAGAAUUCUUGUCAGCUGCUCUCCAGCCACCAAAACCAUUGGCUGUCCAAAAUGCGAUUGAUUUUCUGAAGAUGAUUGGUGCAUUAGAUGAGAAGGAGAAUCUGACAAAUCUUGGGAAGUAUUUGACAAUGCUUCCAGUAGAUCCCAAGCUGGGUAAAAUGUUAAUAAUGGGUGCCAUCUUUGGGUGCUUUGGUCCUAUAUUAACAAUAGUGUCCGGGCUCAGUGUCAGGGAUCCUUUCCUUCUGCCACAGGACAAAAAGGAUUUAGCUGGGGCAGCAAAGUCUAGAUUUUCUGCAAAAGACUACAGUGAUCAUAUGGCUCUUGUCCGUGCAUAUGAAGGAUGGAAAGAAGCUGAAAGAGAAGGAUCGGCAUAUGAGUAUUGCUGGAGAAAUUUCCUGUCUGCACAAACUUUGCAGGCCAUUCAUUCUCUAAGGAAGCAAUUUAACUUCAUUUUAAAAGAUGCUGGCUUAAUAGAAGAAGAUACAAACAACCACAACAAAUUAAGUCACAACCAAUCAUUGGUUCGUGCAAUUAUAUGCUCUGGCCUCUAUCCUGGAAUCGCGUCAGUAGUGCACAGAGAAACAUCCAUGUCUUUCAAAACAAUGGAUGAUGGCCAAGUUUCUCUAUAUGCUAAUUCUGUGAAUGCACGCUAUGAGACAAUUCCCUAUCCAUGGCUGGUCUUUGGUGAAAAAGUAAAGGUCAACUCAGUUUUCAUACGUGAUUCCACUGGUGUAUCUGAUUCCGUACUGAUCCUUUUUGGUGGUGCACUUGCUUGUGGAGCACAGGCUGGGCAUCUGAAAAUGUUGAAUGGAUACAUUGAUUUCUUCAUGGAUCAUAAUUUGGCAGAGUGCUUUUUAAAGCUUAAUGAAGAACUUGAUAAGCUUAUUCAGAAGAAGCUUCAAGAUCCUAAACUUGACAUUCUCAAGGAAGGAAAAUACCUCAUGCUUGCUGUUGAGGACCUGGUAUCAGGAGAUCAAUGUGAAGGAAAAUUUGUGUUUGGUCGUGAAAGCAGGAAGCCUAAGGUAACUAAUGAUAAUGACAGAUUUACAAAAGACGGAGCAAAUCCAAAAAGUUUGCUACAAACCCUACUGAUGAGAGCUGGACACUCCCCUCCAAAAUACAAGACAAAGCACCUUAAGACGAAUGAGUUUAGGGCACUGGUUGAAUUCAAGGGAAUGCAGUUUGUGGGGAAGCCCAAGAGAAACAAGCAACAAGCAGAGAGGGAUGCUGCUAUUGAAGCACUGGCCUGGUUAACCCAUACAUCCGACAAUAAUCAAAAUGAGCAUGACGACUCCCAACCUGAUGUCACUGAUAACAUGCUCAAACUUCUUGGGAAACGUCGUAGAUCAAAGCAGCGUCGCCCUGGUUGAUCUGGCUGUCCACUGUCCAUUGUUAUUCUUGGAAUUGCUGAAUUGGCUUAAACAAGACAUUGGGACAAGGACAUGGGCAAGACUUGAUCGUUGACCUUUUGACAGUCCGGGGGCCAGCAGCUUAGCUGGGGGUGAAACAAUGAAAGGAAGGGAUGCAUACAGGCUAUAUGGACAUGCUGAUUAGGAGAGCCAACCAUGAGCCUCUCGAUGCUUGGCCUGACAGCUGACGAAACAUGAUAAAUCCGUACAGACCAUCGAAGUCUCAUAUUCCCAUGGGAGCAGAGGAUCACGACCCCAAGCCAAUGCACAUGGUUAGUAAAGUUGAUGCGGGUAUGGACUGUGAAAUUGUAUACAAGAAAGAAAGGGAAAGAAAAUGUAGCCGAGCAAUCAAGACAGAGAAACAUUUGAACAGUCAUUCUUGAAUUUGGACGUAUUGAGCUUGAAGAUAAAAAAAAUUUCCCAUGUACCAGUAACAUUAAAGCAUGUUGUAGGUGGGGCCAGGGAGGUUGUGGGGUGGUUUUUCUCAUUAGAUUUUUAUUUUUUGAACCUGUAGCGGGUUAGAGGAAUGAACAGAUUUCGAUGAGAUUAUGUAGUUUCUAGCCAA
Molecule: messenger RNA, 4240 nt
Organism: Populus trichocarpa (black cottonwood)
Lineage: Eukaryota; Viridiplantae; Streptophyta; Magnoliopsida; Malpighiales; Salicaceae
Product: DExH-box ATP-dependent RNA helicase DExH3
Exons: 19
Coding region: 172-3636 (1154 amino acids)
Cellular component (GO): intracellular anatomical structure; nucleus
Molecular function (GO): ATP binding; RNA binding
Source: RefSeq, a predicted model, not a curated record